AUUCUAGCCUUCUGGGUGUUUGUCUUAAACACAAUGUGAUACUCAGACAUGCUGUGUCCAGUUUCAGGAACCAUGAUUUCUAUCUUGUUUCUCAUCUGGGUCUGGACCAGUUUAGGCCUUGCUCAACAAUACUAUGAUCCAUCAGGUUGUUCAUCAGAUGCCAACAACCCGGUUCAAGAUAUAUAUACUUGCAAUUCUUCUUUAAUUUCUCAGACCUCUUGCAGAACAUUCUUAUUGUACAGAAGCAACAAGCAGUUCCAGACUCUUUUGAAUAUCUCUGCCUUGUUUGAAACGAAAUCUGAUGAGUUGCUUCAGCUGAACAAUCUUAUUGAUUCACCUUCUGAGAUUCUCAAACCAGUUCCACUAAAAGGAAAACCCAACAUAGUCAACAUCACAGAUUCACCACCUCCAGCUCCUGGCUUCCUCCCAACAGUUACCAUAGAGAAAACUGGGAACACAAAACUGAGGAAAUUGUUCAUUGCAGGAUCAGUUGUUGGGUUUUUUCUGGUAGUUGUACUUGUUGUAUUGCUUGUGUGUGGAUUAUAUCUGAAAGCCUUAUGCAAAUGGAAGCGCGAGCAGUUGCUUUCUUUCAAUGGUAGAAGCUCUUCUUUUUCAUGUUCAACACCUAGAAGUUCUCCGCGAUCUGGUCAAAUUGGCAGAAGCUCUGCAACUUCGUGUUUUUCUCCUGAUCUUCUGGCUGGGAUUAAGUUUUCUUUGAACAAUUACAGCAUAGAAGACGUAAGGAGAGCUACCAAGGACUUUAGUGAAGAGACAAAGCUUGGCAAGCAAGUGCAUAAAGGAUUAAUUGGCAAUGAUAAAGUCAUGAUCAGGCAGAUGAAGUUUGAUGAUAUGCGUAGGCUCAUCUCAGGAAGGAAGGACAUGGAUGGAAGACAGUUCAGAGAUUCAAUAGGAUUUUUGGGAGGUGGAGCUAGUGAAGGUGGUUGUUUUGAGCAACUGAGGAUCUUCAUGGAUCCAUCUCUAGAAGACUAUUCUCUAGCUGAAGCGCUAUGUUUGGCAGUGUUAGCCAGGGCUUGUGUAGAGGAUGACCCUCUACAUAGGCCAUCCACAGAUGAUAUCCUGAAAGUUCUUGGAAGAAUGAUCUGGUUGUAACAUAAUGAAGCAUUAGAAAUCUCUGCUAUCCCCUAAAAAUUGUAUCAUAGCACCCCGGUGCUCCAAUUCUUGCUGUUGUUCUGUCUGUUUAGGAUAACUUCCUGACUGAAAUCCACUAUGUUCUUAUUUCUUCAGCAUAAGACUGUAAUUUUAUCCUUCUUUUUACCAUUGGAAGUUGUAAAUUGGUGAAAUAAAAGCAUAUUAUCAAA
Rubroshorea leprosula is the source of this 1319-nucleotide messenger RNA. The record is from the annotation of a GenBank genome assembly. NCBI's taxonomy places the organism in Eukaryota, Viridiplantae, Streptophyta, Magnoliopsida, Malvales, Dipterocarpaceae.